This is a messenger RNA of Procambarus clarkii (red swamp crayfish), 1708 nucleotides long. RefSeq names its product dnaJ homolog subfamily C member 25 homolog. Lineage: Eukaryota; Metazoa; Arthropoda; Malacostraca; Decapoda; Cambaridae. Gene Ontology annotation, cellular component: endoplasmic reticulum membrane. Gene Ontology annotation, biological process: protein folding. The record is from RefSeq and is a predicted model, not a curated record.
UAUCUGGCAACCCUGGCCGCAGUGUGUGUGUGGCAGCGGCGAGAGGCGGGUGAGGAGCUGUCGUCCUACUGAUGAUGUGGCGCUUCCUCCUUCUCUAUUCCCUCUGUAUCGUCUUGCAGCCCACCAAUGGCUACGUCGAGGACUACUACUGCGGGGAAAACAACUGCUAUGAGCUACUCGAGAUCACUCGCGAUGCAACAAAACAAGAGGUUAAGCGGGCCUUCCGAGCUGUUGCAUCAAAAACCCACCCUGACAAGUUUCAGGAUCCAGAGGAAAAGAAAAUUGCGGAAGAAAGAUUUAGAAUUUUGUCAACGGCGUAUGAUAUCCUGCGAGAUGAUGAAGCCAGAGAAGAUUAUGACUACAUGUUGGAUCACCCUGAACAGUUCUAUCAGAAUGUAUACAGAGCGUGGCGAAGACGUAUGGCUCCCCAUGUCGAUGUCAGAAUUGUAUUGGCAGCCACCAUUUCUCUAAUAUCAUUAGUACAGUAUUAUAAUGGGUGGACAAAAUACCAAGAAGCCAUAAAAUAUUUUGCGAUUGUACCAAAAUACCGACUACAGGCAGUGGAGUUGGCCAAGCAGGAGGGACUGCUUGUGACUGACAAGAAGAAAUUGAAAGGAAUGUCAAAAGAGCAGAUCAAAGAGCAGGAGGAAAAAAUAAUUCGUCAAGUUAUUGAGCGGAAGAUGGAUAUUCGUGGUGUCUAUGCCAAACCUACGUACAAGGAUAUCCUGUGGAUACAGCUUGUGUUCCUUCCCUACUGGAUACUCCAGUAUAUAUCUUGGUACCUACGGUGGGUGUGGAAAUUCUGGAUUCUAAAGGAGGAGUAUGGUGAAGAGGAGAAGAUGUAUUUAAUUCGCAAGUUCAUGAGUCUUAGUCAUGGACAAUUUGAAAACUUGGAAGAAAAUGUAAAGGCAGACUAUAUGAAGCAAGAGCUAUGGAUUAAGGACAAUUACGAUGCAUGGAAGGCUGAGCGUGAUGCUGAAAUGAAAAUGAAGAUGGCGCAGUCUGGCCGCUACAAGUCAUAUCGUCGCUACAUGAAAGCUAAUGGCCCUGGUCGUAUGUACUUUGACGACUCCUAAAUUUAACUGGUGCAAUAUUUUAAUAUAUAAAAAUGGAUAGCUUUACUGUUACUUAGUACUGUAAUACCAAGGGCAUUUAAAAGCUUUUUAAGGGCUUUGAUGAUGACUUCAGCUCUGUUGCAUAGUUUAAUAUAGUAGGUUUGUUAUACUGCAUCACAUUAUGUAAGGCUAUUAUAUAUCGUGCAGAAUGUUCAAUUAAUGGUAAAACGGGUGUAUACUCGAACCCAAGAUAAAGUUCUACCGAGGUGUGAUGUGAACUUCCCCAUUACUGUAAGUUCAUAAAGCAUAUUCAAACUUGAGCAUAUACAGUGUAUAUUGUUGCUUAUUAGUUGUGAUAUAAUGAGCCAUCAAGGACUCAACUGUUAUCAUUCAAACACAUCAUCAUGCCAUGGGUCAAAGCUACUUUGCAUUUGUUGAAUAUAAAGUGCCAUACUGACAUUUUUAGUAACAUCAUAAACCAAAUAAAGAAAUUUGUUUUACUGUAUCUCACUAGGAUAGCCAACAGUAAAUUGCUUGAAACAUAGGAAAGUUAUUAUAGAAAUAUGUAAAAGCCCAUUUUUUUUUUUAAUUUUAUCAGUUGUGAAAAUAGAAAAUAUAUUUAGUCAUUAUUAAUAAAUAUUAAUUCCAAGGAA